Dentiscutata erythropus is the source of this 554-nucleotide messenger RNA. NCBI's taxonomy places the organism in Eukaryota, Fungi, Glomeromycota, Glomeromycetes, Diversisporales, Gigasporaceae. The record is from the annotation of a GenBank genome assembly.
UUUUUGUAACUGGUAAUGUGAAGAAACUUGAAGAAGUUCAGGCAAUUCUCGGAACAACGGUUGAGUUAACUCACCAUAAACUUGAUUUGAUCGAGAUACAGGGUACAAGUCGUGAAAUUUCCGCAGAUAAAUGUCGACGCGCCUCUAUUGAGCUAAAUGGACCUGUCAUAACUGAAGAUACUUGCCUUUGCUUUAACGCCUUGGAAGGACUUCCGGGACCAUAUAUAAAAUGGUUUUUAGCUAAAUUAAAUCAUGAUGGUCUAAACAAAAUGUUAUCUGGAUUUGAAGAUAAAACAGCAUAUGCUUUGUGCACGUUUGCAUAUUGUGCUAAGCCUGGUACAGAACCAAUAUUAUUUGAAGGACGUACAGACGGCAAGAUUGUACCUCCACGUGGCGCAAAAGAUUUUGGGUGGGAUCCAAUUUUUCAACCUGACGAAUUUGAUCAUACAUAUGCUGAGAUGUCUAAGGAAACCAAAAAUUCAAUUUCACAUCGGUACAAGGCCUUAAAUAAAUUGAGAGACUUUCUUAUCACUAAUAACUUGUCUCAAAAAUAG